AACGCCUUCCUUGACAAGAGAGGAACAGAUGUUGAAAAAAAUCUUAAGAACACAGACAUCAUCUGGAUAUCUGAAUAUUGUAGUGCUGGGUGUCUACUUCCUCUCUCCAUACUGAGCCCUUUGGGCUGAAGUUGAACACCUAUAGUCUGCAUUUUGUAAAGAUUAACUGCUGCUGAUUGUGACAGGUUUCCUCUUACUUAUCUUGAAAGAAAUGAAUUAGAAUGACAGAGGAAAAUUAGACUGACUGCAGGGUUACUGGCUUUAGGAAAGUGCAUCAUUGUUUUGUGUAGAAAGGCUCCUUUUCAUAGAAGGCCUUUCUAAAGAGCUCUUCAAGAACUGUCACAGCACUUAACAUGGCAUUCACAAUGUUAAGACCUGUACCAGCUCAUAUCAUGUAUCCUGACAUAAGUAUGUUGUCCGAGGAUGAGGAAAACAGAAGCGAAAGUGACGGUUCUGACCAGUCAUAUAUUUGCUGUGAUGGACCAGAGAAGAGAAUGAAGAUUUCUAGGAAAACAGGUGGAGUCGUCUUCAUCAAGCAAAGACAAGCUGCAAAUGCUAGGGAGCGAGAUCGGACCCAAAGUGUGAACACUGCUUUCACAGCACUGAGGACUCUAAUUCCCACUGAACCAGUGGACAGGAAACUGUCCAAAAUUGAAACCUUAAGGUUAGCAUCCAGCUACAUCUCACACCUGGCCAACGUGCUCCUACUUGGUGAAGAAAGUGAGGAUGGGCAGCCAUGUCUCACUGCAAUCUACAGCCACGCAGGGAACCUAGAAGCAAAGCAGCCCCGAAGUAUCUGCACUUUCUGCCUCAGUAACCAGAGGAAAGGGGGUAAAGGCCGAGACAUGGGGAGUAGCUGUCUUAAGAUGAGAGGAGUAAACUCUCUAAGGAUGCAACGCAGGUAGAAAUCGAUCCUCUGAAAAAACAGUAAAAUCCACCAGUUUGUGCUAGCCGGGUAAACUCGUGACUGGGAAGAAACUUCCUGGAAUAAGGGGAAGAAAGAGAUUUCUGCAGCUGCAGAAAUGGAAUGUUCUAGAGAGAAACAAAUCAAAAACACUAACCGAGAGACACGUCAGAUUAGUUUCUCAAAGGAAUACUAAAACCAUAAUGAGCCCAAACAUUCAUAAAGUCCUUUUGUCAUCACCAAUGAAUGUUCAUUGCUUGAGCCACUGUGCAGCUUACAACAGGACUUUACAGAGCUGACCAGUAACAAAAGGCUGACCACAGCUGAAUGUAAUUCAACUAAUGCUUUCAGUUUUUAACAAAAUGAUGUUUUGUCAUAUGUGGCUGUGAAAUACAUUGUUAAUUCACUCAUCUGAAUAUUCUGUUUGUACAUGUGUGCGUGUUUGUGUGUGUAUAUGUAUGUGUAUAUAUUACCUGCUUUAUUGUAAAAUAUUACAGAGUUCUAUUGAAGUUAUACAUUUUGGAAAGUGUUUUGUCUUUAUUCAGCCGGUUUGAAAAUAAAGGUAUUUUUUCAUUUA
This is a messenger RNA of Protopterus annectens (West African lungfish), 1481 nucleotides long. RefSeq names its product transcription factor 15 (gene TCF15). The record is from RefSeq and is a predicted model, not a curated record. Gene Ontology annotation, biological process: developmental process; regulation of transcription by RNA polymerase II. NCBI's taxonomy places the organism in Eukaryota, Metazoa, Chordata, Ceratodontiformes, Protopteridae. Gene Ontology annotation, molecular function: DNA-binding transcription factor activity, RNA polymerase II-specific; RNA polymerase II transcription regulatory region sequence-specific DNA binding; protein dimerization activity. The transcript has 2 exons. Bases 354 to 905 code for a protein of 183 amino acids.